CUAAACGACCACGAGUUGUACCACCAACGCUAAAUGAAUUCACCAAAUGGCGCUAUAUCGGUGUUUGUACAAAAUAUGAAGCUGAAACAUGUGUUCAUUAUUUGACAGAUUUUCGAUUGUAUCAUCAAUGGGAUACAUCGAUAAAUUUUGAUGAUGUCAAUCGUCUUCCACUUACGGUGGUAUAUCGGUCAUCGAUUGGUGAUUACUUCCAUUGGCUUGUCCGGACAAUGGGUGAAGUGAUCGAAAACAAUGACACAAAACAAAAAGAAUAUGAAAUUCGAAGUUAUUAUAUUGAACAUAGUGGACCAUCUUUACCAAGUCUAAACGAGCUAAUUAAGUGUUAUGAAAACCGUACAUACAACAGACACGGUCAUGUCGAUGUAUUCAGACUACCCUGA
Cercopithifilaria johnstoni is the source of this 398-nucleotide messenger RNA. Lineage: Eukaryota; Metazoa; Nematoda; Chromadorea; Rhabditida; Onchocercidae. The record is from the annotation of a GenBank genome assembly.